Molecule: messenger RNA, 1162 nt
Organism: Theobroma umbraticum
Lineage: Eukaryota; Viridiplantae; Streptophyta; Magnoliopsida; Malvales; Malvaceae
Product: polyubiquitin
Molecular function (GO): protein binding
Source: RefSeq, a predicted model, not a curated record
CCGUGUUAUCUCGCAUCCAACCAGAGCUAAUCAAAAUCUUUCUCAAAGCAUUUCCUCAGAUUAUUCUCAUAGCUUUUUAGAAGAUGCAGAUCUUCGUGAAAACCCUGACCGGCAAGACCAUAACUCUCGAGGUCGAGAGUUCCGACACCAUCGACAACGUUAAGGCCAAGAUCCAAGACAAGGAAGGGAUCCCACCCGACCAGCAAAGGCUCAUCUUCGCCGGGAAACAGCUCGAAGACGGUCGUACCUUGGCGGAUUAUAACAUCCAGAAGGAGUCAACUCUCCACCUGGUCCUCCGUCUUCGUGGCGGUAUGCAAAUCUUCGUCAAAACUUUGACCGGCAAAACCAUCACCCUCGAAGUCGAGAGUUCCGACACGAUUGACAACGUCAAGGCCAAAAUCCAGGACAAGGAAGGCAUCCCUCCCGACCAACAGCGGCUCAUCUUCGCCGGGAAACAGCUGGAGGACGGCCGUACUUUGGCUGAUUAUAACAUCCAAAAGGAGUCAACUCUCCACCUUGUCCUCAGGCUUCGUGGGGGCAUGCAAAUCUUUGUCAAAACCUUGACAGGAAAGACAAUAACCUUGGAGGUCGAGAGCUCGGACACGAUUGAUAACGUUAAGGCCAAGAUCCAAGAUAAGGAAGGGAUCCCACCAGACCAACAACGUUUGAUCUUCGCCGGGAAGCAGCUUGAGGACGGGAGGACCUUGGCUGAUUACAACAUACAAAAGGAAUCAACCCUUCAUCUUGUUUUGAGGCUUCGUGGAGGAAUGCAGAUUUUUGUCAAGACCUUGACUGGAAAAACAAUCACCUUGGAGGUGGAAAGUUCGGAUACAAUCGAUAACGUCAAGGCAAAGAUUCAGGAUAAGGAAGGAAUCCCCCCAGAUCAGCAAAGGCUUAUCUUUGCCGGGAAACAAUUGGAGGAUGGGAGGACUUUAGCUGAUUAUAACAUUCAGAAAGAGUCUACCCUUCACCUUGUUCUUCGUCUCCGUGGUGGGCAGUGAUUACUCUAAAAGAAAGGAUUUGCCUUUGUUCUAAGUUUAAGAUAUUGCCAUAAUAAGGAAGUGUUUUCUUUUUCUUUUUCUUUAAUGUUUGAUAUCUGGGUUUGUUGCAUUUGUAAGAUGUUAAUCCAAGUAUGGAAUAAAAGUUUGGUGAUCUUCUCUUA